This is a messenger RNA of Selaginella moellendorffii, 1113 nucleotides long. RefSeq lists its product as uncharacterized. The coding region runs from base 21 to 923 and encodes 300 amino acids. Gene Ontology annotation, molecular function: electron transfer activity; iron ion binding; heme binding. The transcript has 8 exons. The record is from RefSeq and is a predicted model, not a curated record. NCBI's taxonomy places the organism in Eukaryota, Viridiplantae, Streptophyta, Lycopodiopsida, Selaginellales, Selaginellaceae.
UCAUCCAUUUUAGGGCUUUGAUGGCGAUCCUUGUUGGGUCGCCUCGUGCGCCGACCGUGAGGAGCAGCAGCACUCUCCGCGAGGAGGAUUCCAGCUCCAGGAAGCGACAGGAGAUGGAGAUUGUGGAGCCCUCGCGGCCGCGCUUCGAUCGCAUUCCCUACGCCCCCUCCAGCGCCGAGCUCCUCAAUCCCAAGCUCAUCCAACCCCACGUCAAGCCGGCUAGAUUCUGGAGGCCGCAGAGGGGAUGGGGCAAAUCCUACAAGAAGCCCACUCCACAGCAGAGUAUCACAGGCUCGGUUCUAGGAGCACUGUGCGCGGCCGGAGCUUUCAAAGGCGUCACGGCUUCGUAUGAUCAUCUUUCCACUCAUCCUCUCGUACACAAUGCUCCAUUUGGUCUCACUGACGAUGUGAACCAAGCACUGGCAACUACGGUACUGGGACUUGGAUGGCUGGCCAUCUCUUUGUUUGCGGCCAGCAGCGUCGGGUUAGCUCUCCUCUCGGCGAAGCUCUUGACUCAAUCGUCAGCAGACGUUUCCAAGAGGUCUUUCGCUAUGGCUUUGGUCUUUGCUCUUUCCUGCGCCUUUACGAAUUCUGUGGGAGAAUCGGAUGCUAGCACAGGCGCUGAGACGUUCCAGAGAUCAUGUAUUGGUUGCCAUGCUCGAGGAGGGAACAUUCUUCAAGCAGGAGCCACACUUGGAGCGGACGAUCUCCAACGGAAUGGCAUCUCAACAGUGGAAGAUAUCGUCAAAAUCACGUACUAUGGCAAAGGACGCAUGCCUCUAACAAGCUCGCAGGGAUUUGGAGAGGGCUGCAAACCUCAAGGCCAAUGUACAUUCGCAAGCCGACUUAGUGACCAAGAUAUUCAAGCUCUUGCUGAGUUUGUGAAAUCCCAAGCCGAUCAAGGCUGGCCACGGUUGGAUUGAUCAAUAGUAUAAUUGUGGGAUGGUGUGGAGUUUGAAGUGAUACAACUCACCAGGAAUGUCCAGGGUGAGAUAUCCCUCAUGCAUUGGCAUCAGUGCAGGCCUUCGAUCUGAGAGGAGGUGGUUGUAGAAAAAAAUUAUUCUGUCUUCCUAUGACGGUUUUGCUUAUAAAAUAGAUAGAUAGAUAAGCCAA